GAGUCAUCGAAUUUCCGAGGGAUUCUCCUGCUUCUCCCAACACACCCUGAUGGAUCUCACCCCAUCCCCCACCUUGAUCGCCAGCCUCGCGGCCGGCAUCGUAGGCCUCUACCUAGCCUACCGAGCCCUACUCCCUAAGCCUAUCCCCGGAAUCCCAUACAAUGCAGCCUCGGCAAAGAAACUGCUGGGUGAUGUCCCCGCCAUGAUGUCGCACAUGGCCACCACGGACGGAGGCACCUUCAUCACCUACGUCUUGCAGACGAUGAAGACGCUCAAUGCGCCUCUGAUCCAAGUGUUCAUCCGACCCAUGAGCAAGCCUUUGCUGAUCCUCGGCGACUUUCCCGAAGCCCACGACAUCUUGGUCCGGCGAACCAAGGAGUUUGAUCGAUCGCACACCCUGGGGGAUCUGGUCUCGGGACUGGCUCCCGAUCACCACAUCCAUCUGAAGACUAAUGCAGCCUGGAAGGCUCAACGGCGACUGGUGCAAGAUCUGAUGACUCCGUCGUUUCUGUACAAUGUCGCUGGACCCGUCAUUCAUCAGCAUGUGAGCACGAUGGUGGAAUUGUGGCGGACGAAGGGCAGAAUUGCGGACGGAAGGCCAUUCGCUGCUGCCGAUGAUAUCAAUCACAUGGCGUUGGAUGCAGUCACGGCGUUUGCGUUUGGCGAGGGAUUCGACCAUAAUGCAACUAAACCGACCCUCGCGGCAGUCCAAUCCAUGAGUGCUGAGGAGAAAGAACGCGUGAAGCAGAUGGAUCAAAGCCAGCCUGUCCUUUUCCCUCAGGGAGCAGUGGAUGAGGCAUUGCAGGCCACCUUGGACCUGACCGAGACGGUCGGCGAGGUGCAGGGGAACCCAGUGCCGAGCUUGACCUGGGCGUAUGUGGUCCGAAAGCCGAAGAUUAAGAAGGCAAUUCAAAUCAAGGAAGACUACAUUCGACAGGAACUGGUGAAGGGGGUGGAACGGCUGCAUCCAGAAGGGGAGGUGGUCAUCAAGUCGGCCAUCGACCAGAUGAUUGUGCGGGAGAAAGCUUUGGCGGAGAAGGACGGACGACAGCCGGAUUAUUUCUCGCGGGUCAUUAUUGACGAGACCUUUGGGUUUGUCUUCGCCGGUCAUGAAACCACCAGCACGACCCUCUGCUGGGGCCUCAAGUUCCUCGCCGAUCAGCCCGACGCCCAGACGAAAUUACGUCUCGCUCUGGAGGCGGGCUUUCCUGCCGCUUACGCAGCCGGACGCAAUCCCAGUAUCCAAGAGAUUACCGGGUCGAACAUCCCGUAUUUAGAUGCCACGAUGGAGGAGAUUCUUCGCUGUGCGGGCACCGCCCCGGUCGUGGAUCGGGAAGCCCUCGUGGACACGGAGCUUCUCGGGCAUCCGAUCCCCAAAGGCACCGUGGUGACGUGCUUGGUGACCGGACCAAGCAUGAUGAGCCCCGGAUUCGACAUUGACCAGACCCGACGCAGUCCCAGCAGUCAGACGGCCGAGAAAGAGGGUCAAUUCCGAUCGUGGGAUCCCGCCGAUAUGGCUCGCUUUAAUCCCGACCGCUGGAUCGUGCAGACGGAGAAAGGCGAUCAUUUCAACGCCGUGGCGGGGCCACAGUUGGCCUUUGGACUCGGCACUCGCGGCUGUUAUGGGAAGCGCCUGGUAUACUUGGAAAUGAGAACGCUGCUGGCAUCGGUGCUGUGGAACUUUGAGCUUCUGCCCUGUCCGUCAAACUUGUCGGGAUAUCAGGCGUCGCUGAUCACGACGAAUGAGCCCAAGCAAUGCUAUGUUCGCUUGCGUGAGAUACAGCGAUCUGGGUGAUAGGUCCAUGUAUGCCUUCAUAG
Aspergillus ibericus CBS 121593 is the source of this 1818-nucleotide messenger RNA. RefSeq names its product cytochrome P450 monooxygenase. Lineage: Eukaryota; Fungi; Ascomycota; Eurotiomycetes; Eurotiales; Aspergillaceae. The transcript is spliced from 2 exons. The record is from RefSeq and is a predicted model, not a curated record. The coding region runs from base 50 to 1795 and encodes 581 amino acids. Gene Ontology annotation, molecular function: iron ion binding; monooxygenase activity; heme binding.